CAGAAAUAACUGCUUGAAAAGCAUCGACGUAUUGAUUUAGCGCGUAUCUGAGGAAAUGUACAUGAUCUCCUCGUGUUUUUGGCAGAAGUAGAGCGUGACCAAAGGUUAUCAGAUUAGAUUUUAAAUUAGAUAUCGAUUGGGUUGAGAUUUGUGUAAAACCGAACUCUGAGGUAAAAUGUUUUAUUAUCCGAACGUGCUUCAGCGACACACUGGCUGCUUCUCUACUAUUUGGCUGGCAGCCACUAAAGGCAUCAGGAUUUCCAGAAGAGAGUAUCUCAAGGUCAACGUCGGGCGAACAUGUGAGGACAUUGUGGAUUACGUGAUGGUCCAGGUUCUUCCAGUCCAUCCCAGUCUUCCCCGGCCCCGUUUCUCUCUUUACCUGUCCUCUCAGCUUCAGUAUGGUGUAGUCAUUGUCUACCAUCGCCAGUGUGCUUUUCUGCUGGAGGAGGUCCAGCAGACCAUCGAGCGUUUGCUUCGCUCAAAGAGACACUUGAACAUUGACAUGCCGGACACCGAUAGGUUGGUGCUGAAUGUCCCAGACUCUCUGUUCCAGCUGGAGGAGGCAGAAUGGGCACUGGAGCCGUUUUUUGGAGUGAUGGGGGUUGACUGUGAGCCGCCUAGUCCUUACUUGUCAUCUCAGUUUAUAGAGGGCUCAUCUCCUCUGGUGGCCAGAAAGGAAAUUACAUCACCUAAAGGCCUCGUUGCUUCUUCUGAAUCAAUCACUAUCAAAGAUGCAGAGCUGGUGCCUGUGCUAGCAGCGGAGUUUGGUGGUGCAGAGUUACCUGAAGCCACGGCUCAGGAGAUCGACAUGCUCAUGGAACAGCAAGAUCAGUUCCAUCUUGGUGGCCCACACAGAAUUUUUGCCCACAGAAGUCUGCAGAAUACACUCCUAGUGGAGCAGUCUGUGCCUCCAAAGAGACGGGGUCGCAAACGGCAACUGAUCUUCGCUGACCAAAACACACAGAUUUUCCAGGAUGCAAUGCGGCAACAAAUCAACAACCCUCUGAUUGAAACUCAAUCUCUGACACUCCUAGUGGAGCAGUCUGUGCCUCCAAAGAGACGGGGUCGCAAACGGCAACUGAUCUUCGCUGACCAAAACACACAGAUUUUCCAGGAUGCAAUGCGGCAACAAAUCAACAACCCUCUGAUUGAAACUCAAUCUCUGGUGGUCAGGGAAUCUGGUGCGGCUGCUCUGGCUCUGUCUGAGCUCUCAGCUGGUUCAGACGUGCCGCUGGAUGUGUCUAAAGGAGACAAGUCUCAGAGUGACCUCAUCACUCCCACCAGCAGAUGGUCUCCUAUAGAAGAGGCUCCUGUUUCUAUGGAGGUGAUAUUAGAGGAGCAUGUAGAGCUGCCACAGGGAGAGACAGAGCCUGAGAUGGAUGCCAUCACCACUGCCGAACUUCUCCGACUGAUCAACAGCUUCAUCAAGCGCUUUGGAAAGGUUUGCAUUCACUCACUGCUGCCCCCAGAGGCCGAGCGCAGCACUGCAGCUCAUCUGUUCUACAAAACACUGGAGCUGCUCUGCAGUCUGAAGUUAAGUGCAUGUCAGACUGAAGCGUUUGGUGUCAUCACCAUUACCAUGAACCGCUGAACACACACCUAAGUGCAAACAUACGUGCUCUCAAACACGUUGAAGCUGUUCGAUUGUUUUAAACUUUUGCUGAGUGCACACACACUGUUAUGAUGAGAUAUAUUAAGCCAGUUCAGAAGUCAGUUUAAAUACACCGUUUGUAGUCUUGUAUUCAUAACAAA
Messenger RNA from Sinocyclocheilus grahami, 1752 nucleotides. RefSeq names its product meiotic recombination protein REC8 homolog. The record is from RefSeq and is a predicted model, not a curated record. Bases 176 to 1591 code for a protein of 471 amino acids. Gene Ontology annotation, molecular function: chromatin binding; protein binding. NCBI's taxonomy places the organism in Eukaryota, Metazoa, Chordata, Actinopteri, Cypriniformes, Cyprinidae. Gene Ontology annotation, biological process: double-strand break repair; meiotic sister chromatid cohesion. The transcript has 16 exons. Gene Ontology annotation, cellular component: meiotic cohesin complex.